AUGGAGCUUACCACUCGUCUGUUCAAUAUAUUCAGGAGGCAGUGUUUCAAAGAUGAGUUACCAGAAUUCCUUCCCGUGAGAUGGAACAAUCGCCUAUGUAAAACUGCCGGAAUGUGCCGAAAUAUGUCUGAUCGCACAAGCUGUGUAGAGUUAUCACCAAAAGUAUGCAGCACUCCUGAUCGGGUCCGUGAUACUCUCAUUCAUGAACUGUGUCAUGCUGCAGUAUGGGUGGUAGAUGGGCGUCGCAAAGAGGGACAUGGUCCUUUAUGGAAAAAAUGGGCUGCUCAAUGCAUGCGACGAUUUCCUUUUACCAGUGUUUUAACGAUGUCACGUUUAUGA
Molecule: messenger RNA, 339 nt
Organism: Cooperia oncophora
Lineage: Eukaryota; Metazoa; Nematoda; Chromadorea; Rhabditida; Trichostrongylidae
Source: the annotation of a GenBank genome assembly